Notodromas monacha is the source of this 675-nucleotide messenger RNA. Lineage: Eukaryota; Metazoa; Arthropoda; Ostracoda; Podocopida; Cyprididae. The record is from the annotation of a GenBank genome assembly.
UUUGCCAAAAUUGACGCAGUCAAGGGUUGUUUCAGCGCGGAAAUGGAUUGGACAGCCAAGUGACUCGACAUUUUCAAAUUAUAAACACACAAGCAAAAAAGAAAAUUCCAAACUCACAAACUACAAGGGCUGCCAUCUAUCCGAAUCACCGCAAGCGUGCGCAUGUCUUUUUUGUCGUGAGUGUGUGCGUGUCAUUGUGGGAGAAAACCAACAGCCAUAGUGUGAGUGAGUGAGUGCGAGAGUCCAAUCCAAGACUUUUCAGUGUGUGUGAGUGAGUGAGCAAAGGUUCAUCAACUAUAGCAGCUAUACACUCUUGACAAAAGGAAAGAGAAAAAACAAGUUCAAAAGGAGAGGUCUAUAGAGAGAUAAAAGAAGAAGAAGAAGAAGAAGAAGAAGAGGAAGAGGAAUAAGAUGCCAACAGCCAGAGGCAAGCGCCUCUCCAAGGAGACCAGGGCACCAGUCACUGCAACUUCGGCAAGGUUCAACAAGGCGUUUGAGGAUGACAACGGAGUCGGAGGUUUCGGAGCAAUGGUGGAACAGGAGAGACCCAAGGCCUGGUCCGAACCCAUCCCCGAGGCCAUGGACGUGCACGUGGAGCCCGAACUUACCGGAGACCCCUUGCUCUGGACCAUGGCGAGAUACAUCUCCUCAAUAUAUUCUCUUCAUCACACAUAA